ACCUAGGAUAAUAGCAACCAAUUGAUUAUAAGUUGUCGGGCAAUUAUGACUUAUCGCUUCUACUGACUCGUUGACUCAGUAGAAGCAGACUUUAGAGGCUUAAGAUUUUCGUAUUCACCUUAGAUUUAUUGUUAAACAUCAGUUGAUAUCUACUUAUAAGUCUUAGAAUACAUCUCCAGUUCUAGAGAUGGACAAAACAAUCUGGAAAGUUAUUUUCACACUGUAUGUCUUGGCUCCAGUGUCAGGGUACAGUUCAAUGUCGGAAAAAUUAGAAGGACUGUUGUUGUCGUUGGAUAAACUUAUUUAUUACUAUGAACAACAUAGCAGUGAAUUUAAUUUUGAUGGUAUAUUUGGCCUAAUACCUUUACAAGGAGCCCUUGAAAGUAUUACUGAUGAAUCCCUGUAUGAAAACUAUGAAGAGGUCAGAUUUGCAUUGUUACCAAUGAUGAGGAAACUUAAGAUUCAAAUUUCGAGGAUAAACGUGAUCAUUAGGAAAAGUGUAAAACUCUUUGAAAAGAAAAGAGACCCCUACUUUAUGAAAAUGGGUCAACUUUUGGCACUGAAAUGGACUUUUCCCAAUCGGAACAUCCUGUAUUCUUUUUCAUUGAAUUCAUUAUUCAUACCAAGCGUGCAAAAUAUUUCUAGUGAUGAUUGUAUUAUUCAGCUACUAAAUGCCAAGCAUUAUGGGACCCUUGAUUGUCAUCUUUCAAUGAAAUGUAUCCUAAAGCUCAUGAACUUUCAUUCUCGUGGUUAUGAACUGGCUCACCAAGUUCUAUACAUUCUAAUUUCACAUCAAGUCAAUUGUACCGAUUCCCUGGAUGGUAUGUUGUCAAAUCUCUCGACCAGCGUGGAAGCCUUACAAAAUAAACUGUGUUCAAUUUUGUUUCGAGACUUUGUUAAAUUGUUUCUGCGUGUGGAAAUGAUCCCUCAAAAUCGAGAUAUUUUACUUGAAAAAAUGUUUGUGUGCGGAGGUCUUGGUUACGAAAAUUUUAUUCAGUUUUCUAUUCUGAGCAGAAUUUUGUCGUGGCAACAGCCUUCUGGAUGUUUUAUUUCUUCAGGUCCAGUAGGUGAAAAAAGCAAGCAUAGAAAUACUAAAAUCAUGUUUCACGAACGUCAUCCCCUUGUUGAACGCAGACAUGCAGGUGAAGUUGUAAAGUUUCGUAUUUUCAGCAUAUAGUAUUUGUUCGCAGACACCUAUUUUAAAUUACUAUUUUUAGGCUCUGUUCUUACCAUUGGCUUUCGUUGGUUCCGCUUUUUCGAGUCCAGUUUUUGAAAAAUUUACAUCAACAUCCCAAACCGUUUAAUUCCACCGUAAAAUCAACAUUUUCCCAAGUGUUAAUUUUGAGCUCCCUAAAAGUUCACUUUGUGUACUUAUGAUUGUAUUUUGAAUGUUUCACUGUUAUGCAAAACAUAUGGUUGUCUAUCACAUAUGACUUCUGUGGCUGCCGCUGUGAUGGGUCUGUAUUUGAGAGCGUUUUUCAUCCCCACAGGGUACAUGGAUGGAUAUUCAACCGAUUCAAUGCCUAUUAUAUGGAAAGUGUUUUUGGUCAGAUCAUAUACUUCACUUCCAAAACUGAUAGAAGAUGAUGAUAAUCAAAGUGGAAUUUCAAAUCAAAAUAUAUUAAACUCAUUUUCAAAUCGAUUAGUAUAUGUUAAAGGACCAAUAUAUUUACCAACCCGAAUCCCAUUUAGUUUAAGUUAUUCAACACAUUUUCAAGGAAAACUGGACGAAAUAAAUUCAGAUUUUUUAUUUGUUAGUAUUUUACUUUUAUGUUCUAUUUGUAUUUUUCUCUAUUUAUUAUUACGUAGUUUUAUAGUCUACUGUGGGUUUUUCAACUCAUCUAAACCAACUUUAAAAGUAUAAAUAACAGAAAAGAAACUGUACUCUAUCAUUUAUCAUUCAUAUUUCGUUCUUUUCAACUUACCAUUCGGUCAUUCUAAAUAAAAUUUUGUAAAAACGUUUAACUGUGAUAAAAAUUUAUCUUUUAAUAGAAAAAAAAAUAUAAUUUUAUUCUUAAAGUGUGAAUUACUUUAACACACACACACACACAUUACAAUUUACUAUGAACUAUGAUAGCAAGUGUUAUAGAAUGAAUCAGAUAUAUAACAUAGUCAAUCAAUUAUUUUUUGUCAUGCGGCACAAGUAUAAUGGCCACAUAAAAUAUUCCAUUAGUUAUUCAGUGAUAAGUUACACUCAGUGACAUACAAGUUCUUCACAGUUUGAUUAUACGUUAAUGUAGGAUAUAUAUAUAUAUAUAUAUAUAUAUAUAUAUAUAUAUAGUGUAAACAAUUUCUGAUUAUUUAGAAGCUAUCGGUUCAUAAAAUAUCAUUUUUUUAUUUUGUCAAGUGUUAUGCUAUCGCACAUUGGGCAUGGAUAAAAAUUAACAUGUCAUAUUCUUUUCGAAAUGAACAGUCAAAUGUACAGUUUAUAGUUAAUUAUUACAAAUUAGUAAAAAGUGGAGGCUUUUUGAUCGGUUGACAUGAAUGUAUGUGGUAUUACUUACUUAACCCUAUUAACUCUCGUGGAUUAUAAGCCACCGACUAUCAUAAUCCCAUCAACAUUACCGUGGACUCUCAUUUUCGACUAUCGCCAAUCACGUGGACAACUGUUUAUAAAUACCUGUAACAUUUUGAUGAUGGUUGUAAUAGUUCUUCAAAUUUCAACUUCGUAAAAUAGAACUGUCUUGAUGCUCGUACUGAAAAAGCUGUCCAUUGUAUUCCGCGCUCUCCUCAGAUGUGAAGGCUUUCAUAAUCUGGUUGAUCACCACAAGAAAUAGAGAGAAUGAAAUGAAACAGAAUUGUCUGACAUCCAUCUUCACGUACACUGUAUUUGUGAGCUAUCCUUCAUACACGACACUACAGUAUAGUUCAUACAAUGAAUUGCGUAUGUUGUUGACGAUCUCCUCACAUAUAUCUAAUGUCGAAGAAGAUUCUAUGGUUAUCUCCUAUCCACGCUGUUAAAUGCUUUCUCAUAGUCAAGGACGUUGAUGUAUAGUGACGAGUUCCAUUCAAUCGAUUGCUCAGCAAUGAUUUGUAGUGCCACAAAUUGCUCUGUGCACGAUCAAUCCUUACAAAAUCAAACCUAUUGGUCAUGACUUUGUGCGUCUACUGAAUCUUUCAUCCAGUUCAACAACACUCCGUUGAAAACCUUUCCUGGUACUGACUGUAGUGUGAUGUCUGUAUAGUUCUCACACUCGCUCAUAUCUCCUUUCAUCUGUAUGUUGAUGAGUUAUCAUUCUUUCCAUUCUGCUCUAUUUGUUCCUCCCUAUUCUUGUUGAAGAGAACCUAAAAUAUCUUUGCAUUUAAUUCUAUGCAUAAUUUCAUUGAUUCAGCUGUUAUGUUGUCUGGUACUACCAACUAUCCAAACUUGAUCUGUCCGAUGACAAUGCUGGUUUCUUCGUUUGUUGAUGGAGUGGCACCUAUGAGAAUGUCUGUGUAUGUUGCUUCGAUGUUGGUGUGUUCAGUGGAGCUGGUCUAUUCAACAGUUUCGCAAAGUGUUCUACCCAUCUGUUCGUCUGUUGUUGGAUUUCAGUGAUUGUCUUGCCUUCUUUGUCAUUCACUGGUCUCUCUGGUUCACUAUAUCCCCCUACUAUAUUCUUCGUUGUGCCACAUAUUCCAUUCACUUGCUCAUUUUCCCACUGUCAUUACUAGGUCUUCUACAUAUUCCUAAUUGUCGACUCUACUAAUACUACUACUACUACCACUACUUACUCCUUACUCACUUGUCCGCUUCUGUAUAUUCUGUCUGUAUUUUCGCAUUUCCUGCUCUUGUUCAACGUUUGUUGAUUGCUGUCUUGUUUAUUUGCUUUCUUAUAUAUUCCUCAAGGUAUCAUUCGAGAUCGAUUCUGUAUGAUGAUGCUACUUGCAACUCAACACCUCCUCGUAUGUUGAAGCUAUUGCUUUUCUUAUCUCUUUCGAGUUUACUCCAUGAUAAUUUACUCUUCUUCGUGUAGAUCUUGUAAAGCCUGAAAACUGUUGUUGAGAGCUAUUCUGAAUUCAAUGAGUUUGUCAGUAUUUUGAAGGAAGACUCCAUUGAACUUCUGUAAUGCUGUUUCAACAGUUGUCCAGUGCCUCGAUAACUUCGAAUUCAUCUUGGCAAUCACCAGGUAGAUUAUGAUGAUGUGAAGCAAUGUAGUUGCUCCUCUCUUCGUUCUCAUGUCUUCCACUGUCCUUUGAAUUUUUUAUUGACGCAAAUGUGAUCAACCUGAUUUCCUGUGAUGCGAUACACUGAGACCAAUGUGGUUUGUGUAUGUGUUUGUGAGAGAAUAUAGUGCCACCUAAAUCAUUUUGUUAAAGACACAUAGAUCAUCAAAUCUGUCACCAACCACGUUCCUUUCUGACAGUCAGUCCAUGUAUUCCGAAGAUAUUUUCAUACCCAAUGUUGUUCAUUUCGACCUUAGAACAUCAUGAUGUGCAGGUGGUUUCCUAUACACUUCUCGACGCUCGCCUACAACCUCCCAUUAAACCGACCUUUGUCAUGUUCAUUGCUAUAAUUGGUUGGUGCAUAUGAUUAGACAACAUUCAUCGUGAUUCCCUUGAUCCGCGUUUUGAAGAAUGAUUUGUUGAUUGUGAAUCCAUGAGAUUUCGAUGGUGUAAGUGCUUUCCGUAUUUCUCUGGACGCCAUCAGUGCCACGCCAUGUGUGUGGUAUUCAUUUUCUUCCUUGAAACCAGAGUACAGAAGCAUCUCUCCCGAAUAUCAUAUUGUCUGUCCAACUUGAUUGCAAUGAGUUUCACAUGUUUCGGGCACGGCCCAUUUGUAUUGCCUCAUUUUCGCAUAUAUUUGACUGGUCGUCCCUUCUCACAUAUUGUUCGAACAUUCCAUAUGCUUAUAAUAAUCGUUGUUUUGGUUAUUAGAAGUGAAAUCUGUGUUUUAAAUUGCGAGGAAUCUCGGCUUUCACCCUGAAGUCUUAUAAUUUUUCUUAAUGAAGAUCCUUCAACCUCCAGGAUAGAUUUCUAAUGGUUCAAAUGACUUUUUGGACUACUAUUUUUGACAGAGUUUUGUUUUACGGGCUUGGGAUACUGAGUCCAUGUCAAAUCCUCCUCCUUUAUUCGGACUUGUGACCUGCAGCAAUCUUUCAAGAGUUUCAGAUAGUUUUUUAACUGAUAUUUUUAAAAGUCACUUUAAUGAUCCUAAAAACUGUCCAAAAAUAAAUUGGCUGUGUCAAACAUGUUCAUUCCCUUUAAUGAAUACAAAUGCUAAUUGUGUUUAUAAAAAUGGUGAAAUUCAGAAUUUAACAUAAGCGAAAAUCAUCAUGUAAGAUUUUGUUUUAUUUCUGUGACGACGGACCACUGGUGAACUCGAGGAAGCUGUAAGAGGCUCAGAAGGAGCCGAAGACGUCCCAUCUAAUCACCUUUCGGAAGAAUGUUUUAGAAUUCCAACGUGUAGCUUCCCGAUUGGAUAGCGCUAAUAACCCCCUGUAUGCGGAUUGGAAGACUGUAAUGAUGAUUUCGUUCUCACUAAAAACUAUAAAUACUUGACAAUUUUGUACUAUGAUUGACACUGUUUGGAAUAAUAUUCCUUUCGUUAGUCUUCUGUCUUCUUACUGCGACUUGGAAGGGUUUUGGUGUUCUAGUGCUCAGUUAUUCGCGGUAUAUCGAAAAAUCAGCUUUUUCAAGAUAUAACAAUUUCAAAGACAUUAUCUCAAGUUUAUAUUAUUUAUAAAACGAAAUUUAUCAAAGAGUUCUUUCUAGAACUGUUCAUCUACCAUCCUAUAACCUCUAGAUUUCAAAUAAAGAAUGACACUUCUAAACUUUUGAGGUUGUUGAAUAUUAAAAUGGUAAGCAAAUUUUCUCAUUAUUUCUUGAGUGUAUCUAUUAAUCAUAUUAUAAAGUAUAAAUGACAUGAUAUUUGUUAUCAAAUAAAGCUUCCUUAAUAAAUUCUGUUAUCAAAAUGGUAUUCAUUCUUUACAUUAUACAUUCAUGUAUUAUUUGUCAAAGAAUUUAUUUCAUAUAUUAAUGCCUAUACAUGUAAACUGGUUAAAAGACUGAUAAAUUUAUAUUCACAACUAAACAAAUGAUAUAACUGCCAGUAAUUAGGUUUCAUAAUAACAUAAG
Schistosoma haematobium is the source of this 6054-nucleotide messenger RNA. RefSeq lists its product as uncharacterized. The record is from RefSeq and is a predicted model, not a curated record. NCBI's taxonomy places the organism in Eukaryota, Metazoa, Platyhelminthes, Trematoda, Strigeidida, Schistosomatidae. Bases 188 to 1177 code for a protein of 329 amino acids. Gene Ontology annotation, cellular component: membrane; cytosol. The transcript has 6 exons.